AUGCGAGAGAAAAGGCUGACCACCGUGCCCCCAAGUAUAAAAGAAGAUGAGUUUGAAGAUUAUUUAGCUACUGAUGACAUACUUGUGGACUUCUUCAAUGAAUUUUUGAGUCUCCCGACCUUUGCAGAGACGAUUAAAUAUAAUCCCGAUUUUGGAAUUUUUGAAGUCGCGAGUGAUGCUCCAGGAAGGAUAGAAAACCAGCUGAAAAAGUUGUUAUAUGAACAGAAACCUCGGAAUCCCAUUUAUGAUGUUACAAGGCCAACAAAACCAGAAAUUCCUCUUUCUAAAGAUCCCAGUCGUCCGCUAUUGCCACCACCACCGCCAUACUUAAAUGUUGAUCUGAACUAUGUCGCAAUGUGUUUGGAUCGAGAACAAGCCAUUAAAUGGAUUAAAAAGGAGAGAUUGCCUGCAUUUUUAGAAAGCGAUUGUUACCUUGAGUACAGGUUAGCUAAACUCAUAUCACAGGUGGAAUGGAGCAGAACAGGUGUGAAUUUUAUGAUAGAUACAAAAUAUUAUCCUUGGUUCACCAAACCCCCAGAACCUGCAGAACUGUCAGAAGAAGAUGAAGAUGACAUGAUUAUGAGAAAGUUCUAUGUCUCUCUUGGCCAGGCUACUGUCACCCAGACAAAGGAUUGGUUUACUCUAGCCAGACAAAGUGAGCAGAUGAUCACUACAGAUUCUAUUACUCAUCCUCUGUCAUCUUCCCAUGUUCGUUUUUCUUUUGAUGCUUUGAAGACACCAUCAUUUUUCGAUUUCAGAGCUCAAGAAAUCAUGCCUACACUUUCUUCUACCAUUCUCAAUGCAACUUCCUUCACAAGUGGUCAUUCAGACAUGGAUUCCAAGCUUAAGAAGAAGCAACAACAAGCAAGUCCUUCCCUUUCUCAGCGGACCAGAGCCAGGCAAAGCAUAGAUGAGGGCAAGUCUAUAUCAGUUCCUGAUACUCCUUCACACACCAUGUUAAGAGCAUAUGUAGGACAGAACUGGGAUGUUGCUUCUCAGGAAGGAAUACGCGAUGACAAUGAUCAAUAUCAAGAACUUGCAUGCUUUCGGACCGUAGAUGAGUUUUCAUUAGCCUAUGCUCAGUAUAUACUUAGGAACUCUAUUGCUAUAGUCACUGGACUGCCUCCCGAAGUCAGCCCGACAGAUGUCAACUUCAGUAGAGUGUCAAGAGUCCUUAUAUAUGAAAUAGAAGACAGUCGUCCUUUCAUGGAGCCUAUGCUAGAAACCCCUGCCAUAAUUGGGGAUGAUGCGUUGGAAAGACAGAGUGAAAUCAGCACAAAAUCUGAAAAAGAUAGCAGUGAAACCAGGGCAUCCUGGUGUAUAAGUCACAAGACUUAUGAUAUUGGUAACAGGCAUGAGUUUGAGAGGUUCAAGAGAUUCAUCCAAGGGACUUUGGGUGAAAGAUACUGGUGGCUCUGGAUGGACAUAGAAAGAUUGAAGAUCCUUAAAGAUUCCAAAAGGCAGAAAAGACAGCUUGAGAGGAUGAAAAAAAUCUAUUUAGUGAGCAGUGGAGAUUAUUUCCUUACCUCUGAAGUUCUGCAGAAACUAAACCUAGAGGAUGGAGAUCAGUGGAACGUGCAUAACCUGAGGCAUAUUCAGCCUGAAGUAGUGAAACCUUUGCUUCUGUAUUGGGGUCCCAGAUUUUGUGUCAUUCAUACAGCUGCCAUACAGACUAUAAAUAACAAGCUGAAAAUCUGGCAUUUACGACAACAGAAGCCACGAGUGGAUGUGGAUCCUUUUCCACAGAUGGUGUCGCUGUUGCCACUGAGACCUAAAUCCUGCAUGCCAAAAACUACAUAUUUCUUUGAGAGAGAAGAAAUUAUUUCACCAGCACCUCUGUCAAGAGGAGCUGUAGAUACAUAUCCCCCAAGACCUCCCAGAUUGUUAUCGGCAAUCCUGCCACGAAGUCAGAGUGCUGUUCGGGAAGAUCCUGAUGGCUUCUUUGAUAGAGCCGAUAUUAGUAGACAAAGACCGGCAACAGUGGGCAGCAACUUGACUCGCCAUACAACAUGUCCAGACAAGACAGAUUAUCUGAAGCCACAGCUAGAGAGAAAAUACACCUAUGCAGAAGUAAUCCCAGGUAAAAUAUCCCAAGAUAUUGACGAACUGGGAAGUUCUACAAUGGAGAGAAUGCUUCAGUCCCUUAAUACUGAGAACAGAGCAGGCUAUGUCUUUACAAACUUUUGUGAAAAGUCAGAAAAUACGCUAUGGAAGAACAGCACGUACUUUUGGUUUGACCUACAGGAUUACCAUCAGCUUUUCUAUCAGGAAACUCUCCACCCUUUCAAAGUCUGCAAACAAGCUCAAUUCCUUUAUGCUAAUUAUAUUGCUCCUUCUGCCACUAUGGAUAUUGGGCUAAAGCAGGCUAUCAAAACAGAGAUUUAUUCAAAAAUUGAGCCACCAUUUGAAGAUCUUUUUGACUCGGCAGAAGAACACAUCCUUACUCUUCUAUUAGUUCCAUGGAUGAAGAUGGUGGAACAAGACAGAGAAAUCUAUAGGAAGGUGGAGCUGGUGGAAGAAACCCGACAGCUGGACUCAGUGUUCCUUAAAAAGCUGCAGGCUUUGCAUGAAAAAAGUAUUUCCAAGAAGAGUGAGAUUUUGGCAGUGAAAGAAGACGAGAUCCUAGAGCCCUCUGAUUCUGCUAAAAUUGCAGAACGCCCAAGUCUGAUCCUCCCCGAAGAGUAUAAGUCGUACAGCAUUUUUGAAUUGUUGCGCAACCGGCUGGCCCUGGAACAGUUCAGACUCUUUCUUGAACAGCAGUCCGCCAGUGUCGACCUCAUGUGUUGGAUAGACAUUGAACAGUUCAGGAGGAUGCUCCAUAAAAAUAAAGCACAGCGAGAAGAAAAAUGUAAGGAGAUUAAAAAUAAAUAUCUAAAUAAGAAAUACUUCUUUGGACCUGACAGUCCAGCAACAAAAGAGGAACAAGAACAGAUAAUGAAAUUAGGUGGAGGAUGGGGACAAGUACUUCAUGAACUGGUUCGUCCUGUGGUCCUGCUAGAGGUUCAAAAAAGCAUCCAGACGAGGCUUGAGAAAAAGUGGCUGCCACUAUAUUUUGGAAGUGAAGAACAAGGACCACCAAAAAAACCAAAGCCACGCUUUCAUGAUGCUGCAGAAGAUAUUUUGAUACAGAGAUUUGAGAAGAAAUUUGAACCCUGGAAGCAUGUGGACAAUAAGUGGAUUUCUUCAUCUCGGGAAAUAAUUACUUUCCGCAAAGCCCUGUUGAAUCCCAUCACGGCCUUUCAGUUUCAACGCUUUGUGUCACUGAAAGGAGAUUUACUGGAAAACGGAGUAAUCUUCUGGCAGGAGGUGCAGAAAUAUAAGGAUAUGUGCCAUGCUCAUUGUGACGACUCUAUAAUCCAGAAUAAGAUCACAUCAAUCAUCAACUGCUUCAUUAAUUCACCCCUUCCACCAACAAUUCAGAUUGACAUACCUGAAGAUCAAGCCCAGAAGAUUGUUGAGCAAAGGAAAGAACUAGGCCCUUAUGUAUUCAGGGAGGCACAGAUGACUAUUUUUGCACUUCUCUUUAAAUUUUGGCCAAAAUUUUGUGACUUCCGAAGCAAUUUGGCUGAUGAGAAUAUUCUGCCUCUUCUGGACAAGCGAAGAGAGAAGAAAUUAGAAAAAAUGAGGAGAGCGAGAGAAGCAGAAGACAAGGCCCUAGGUGCUAAGACGAGAUCUGCCACAUCUUUAAAAAGAAGCGGCCUUGAAGGGACAUCAUCGCUUAUGGCUUCCGGUCUUGCAGCUAGGCGACAGAGUAAAAGUGAACUUUCAUCUACACCAAGCUUUACUGGAUUUGGCAGACAGCUUUCCUGGAAUUAUUCGAAGUACCUAGAAGCGCUCCAGCAAGAAAGAGUUCUCCUGAAGAUUCAGGAUGAUCUAGAGAAAAAAGCAGCUGUGCCACCAACUUAUGCAGGGAUGGCACCCCUUUUCCCGCUGAAGACCGACCACCAUGUGGUCCACGCUGCACCUGAACGUCCAGUUCACACAGCACCCUUCACCUCAGCCUUUGUCAGGCAGCAACGUCCCUAUCCAUCCAAAGACAAUGAAAGAACUCCAAGAAAUUAAGGAAGGUGAUGAAGAAAUUAUGCAUGGAUUUGCAGCCAUUAUAGGAAUAAAUCAGUGCAGGUUAUUAGCUUUUGCUCAUGUUCAGAGAAGGCUGACAUCAUCUGUCUUCUAAUAGAGUCGUUGAUGGAAGAGAAACGGGCUCCAAUGGCAACCUUAUUUAUUGUGGGAUUAUGUCGUCGCUAUUUUUAUUUUGUGAAGGAAUUCUAGUCGAGCAAGUGUUGUUAAGGCUAGAUUUGGACUCAAUGACAUGUCACACACAUUGCAUUUAAAACAUUCAGUUCCUGCUAUUUCUAUGGGCCCUUCCACACAGCCCUAUAUCCCAGUAUAUCAAGGCAGAAAAUCCCACAAUAUCUGCUUUGAACUAAGUUAUCUGAGUCCACACUCAGAUAA
Anolis sagrei ordinatus is the source of this 4452-nucleotide messenger RNA. The record is from RefSeq and is a predicted model, not a curated record. Lineage: Eukaryota; Metazoa; Chordata; Lepidosauria; Squamata; Anolidae.